Synchiropus splendidus (mandarinfish) is the source of this 3456-nucleotide messenger RNA. It is a transcript of the gene ap1b1, whose product is annotated as adaptor related protein complex 1 subunit beta 1. Gene Ontology annotation, molecular function: clathrin binding. Bases 142 to 3135 code for a protein of 997 amino acids. NCBI's taxonomy places the organism in Eukaryota, Metazoa, Chordata, Actinopteri, Syngnathiformes, Callionymidae. Gene Ontology annotation, cellular component: membrane coat; clathrin adaptor complex. The transcript is spliced from 24 exons. Gene Ontology annotation, biological process: vesicle-mediated transport; intracellular protein transport. The record is from RefSeq and is a predicted model, not a curated record.
CCGUCUGUUGGUGGCGUGUGAGAGCAGGCGGACAGAUUAAGGGAUUAAGGCUCCGUUAAGCUGCUGCUGAGAAGGUCGUGAGCUCGGUGCCCAGGAGACAGCCGCUAGCUUGUAGCCACGUCCGCUCACCUCGACGCAAACAUGCAAGAAUGGGCCAACCACUUAUGCGAGAAUCGGCAAUUUGGAGCCAAGAUGACGGAUUCCAAGUACUUCACCACUACCAAGAAAGGUGAGAUAUUUGAGCUCAAGGCCGAGCUCAACAGUGACAAGAAGGAGAAGAAGAAGGAAGCAGUUAAGAAAGUCAUUGCCUCCAUGACCGUUGGCAAGGAUGUCAGUGCCCUGUUCCCAGAUGUUGUGAACUGCAUGCAGACCGACAACUUGGAGCUGAAGAAGCUGGUUUACCUCUAUCUGAUGAAUUAUGCCAAGAGCCAGCCCGACAUGGCCAUCAUGGCUGUCAACACUUUUGUUAAGGAUUGUGAAGACCCGAACCCUCUCAUCCGGGCCUUAGCAGUACGAACGAUGGGCUGUAUUCGUGUGGACAAGAUCACAGAGUACCUCUGUGAGCCACUGCGGAAAUGCUUGAAGGAUGAAGACCCUUAUGUGAGGAAGACCGCUGCUGUUUGUGUGGCAAAGCUUCAUGAUAUCAAUGCGCAAUUGGUGGAGGAUCAGGGUUUCCUUGAUACUCUCAAAGACCUCAUCUCUGACUCCAACCCCAUGGUUGUUGCAAAUGCAGUGGCAGCACUGUCGGAGAUCGCCGAGUCCCACCCGAACAGCAAUCUGCUGGAUCUGAACCCACAGACCAUCAACAAGCUGCUGACAGCCCUGAACGAGUGCACAGAGUGGGGGCAGAUUUUUAUUCUUGACUGCCUGGCCAAUUACACACCCCGUGAUGACCGCGAAUCUCAAAGCAUCUGUGAGCGCGUCACUCCUCGACUCUCUCACGCCAACUCUGCGGUGGUGUUGUCUGCGGUUAAAGUCCUCAUGAAGUUCAUGGAGAUGCUCCCCAAAGACUUGGACUACUACAGCACUCUGUUGAAGAAGCUGGCGCCUCCACUGGUCACACUUCUGUCUGCAGAGCCUGAACUGCAGUAUGUGGCUCUGAGAAACAUCAACCUCAUUGUUCAGAGACGCCCCGAAAUCCUGAAACACGAGAUGAAGGUUUUCUUUGUCAAGUACAACGAUCCAAUCUAUGUCAAACUGGAGAAGCUGGACAUCAUGAUUCGUCUUGCAUCUCAAGCCAACAUCGCCCAGGUUCUGGCUGAGCUGAAAGAGUAUGCCACUGAGGUGGACGUGGACUUCGUCCGGAAGGCGGUCAGGGCGAUUGGCCGCUGUGCCAUCAAAGUAGAGCAAUCUGCAGAGCGCUGUGUCAGCACGCUGCUGGACCUUAUCCAGACCAAAGUUAACUAUGUGGUUCAGGAAGCUAUUGUGGUGAUCAAGGAUAUCUUCCGCAAGUAUCCCAACAAGUAUGAGAGUGUGAUUGCCACUUUGUGCGAGAACCUGGAUUCCCUGGAUGAGCCAGAGGCUCGUGCUGCUAUGAUUUGGAUUGUGGGAGAGUAUGCUGAACGCAUUGACAAUGCGGAUGAACUGCUGGAGAGCUUUUUGGAAGGCUUCCAUGAUGAAAGCACUCAGGUGCAGUUGCAACUUCUCACUGCGAUUGUGAAGCUGUUCCUGAAAAAGCCCACUGAGACCCAGGAGCUGGUGCAGCAGGUGCUAAGCCUGGCCACACAGGACUCUGACAAUCCCGAUCUGAGAGACCGCGGCUACAUCUACUGGCGUCUGCUGUCCACUGAUCCAGUGGCUGCAAAAGAGGUGGUUUUGGCCGAGAAACCUUUAAUCUCUGAGGAGACAGAUCUGAUCGAGCCAACACUGCUGGAGGAACUCAUCUGCCACAUUGGUACUCUGGCCUCUGUCUACCACAAGCCCCCCAGUGCCUUUGUUGAGGGCAGCCGAGGCGUUCAGCACAAGAGACUUCCUGGCAGUGCUGGAUCUGGGGAAAGUGUUGAGAGCCCGGACACUGGUUCUGCACCUGGUGUGACUGAGGCACCUCCUGCUGUCAUCCCGUCUCAGGGAGACCUGCUGGGAGAUUUGCUCAAUUUGGACUUGACCCCUCCCGCCACAACUGGACCACCACCCCCAGUUUCUUCUGGCAUGCAGUUGGGUGGCAUGGACCUUCUCGGAGGAGGCCUGGACAGUUUGAUGGGGGAUGAAUCUGAACCGCCGCCCAUUCCACUGCGGACGGACACUCAGUCUCCACAGUCCCCCUCGCCCCCUGUUGACAGCCCCACUGAGAUUGGUGGAGACCUUGGUGGAGCUCCUGCUAUGCAGAGUGGCUUUGGGGCCCUUCCAGCUGUGGUGCCAGCUGCAUUUGCGCCACCAGUAAGCGGCGGUUUGGAUGAUCUGUUUGAUCUUGGCGGUGGAGUUGGCAUGCCCAUCGGAGCCUUUGUUCCCCCAAAAACGGUUUGGCUUCCGGCUAUGAAAGCCAAGGGCCUUGAAAUCUCCGGGACCUUUGCCCGCCGUGCUGGUGUCAUCCAGAUGGAGAUGACUCUCACAAACAAGGCAAUGAGCGUCAUGACUGACUUUGCAAUCCAGUUUAACAGAAACAGCUUUGGUUUAGCUCCUGCUGGCCCACUACAGGUUCUCACUCCUGUCAGCCCGAACCAGAGCAUCGAAGUGGCUCUUCCCCUUAACACUGUUGGACCAGUCAUGAAGAUGGAGCCCCUCAAUAACUUGCAGGUGGCUGUUAAGAACAACAUUGACGUCUUCUACUUCAGCUGCCAGUAUCCCAUCAGCAUGUUGUUCGUGGAGGACGGGAAAAUGGAGCGACAAGUGUUCCUGGCAACAUGGAAAGACAUUCCUAAUGACAACGAGUCCCAGUUUCACAUCAAAGACUGCCACCUGAACUCAGAUGCAGCCUCUAACAAACUGCAGGGCAGCAAUAUCUUCACCAUCGCCAAGAGAACAGUGGAGGGUCAGGACAUGCUUUAUCAGUCCAUGAAACUCACCAACGGCAUCUGGGUUCUGGCGGAACUGAGGGUGCAGGCCGGAAGCCCCAACUAUACGGUCUCCCUGAAGUGCAGAGCUCCAGAGGUGUCCCAGUGUGUGUACCAGAGCUACGAGGCAGCGCUGAAGAACUGAGCGUCUGCAGACCCACCACCACAUCCUCAACGCGCGCCACAAGGACGUGCCCAACAGCCGCCCAUCGAUUUUUAGAAUCAGCAGCUGGCUCCUCUCUGUCGUCAUAUUUAUUUUUGUCAGUUACAGUGCUGCGUACAUCAGGAAGUGUUAAGAGGACGUCCGCAGCUGAGAGUGGCGUGUGCUUGACCUUUGUCUUCUCCCUCUCCGUCCUCUCCGGGUGGCUUCACAGGCAGGAGCAGCUUCAUCCCUGUCAUUCCAGCCAGUGCCGUGUGCUGUGUGUCCAGCGCAGAGAAAUCGGUUUGAAAAUGAUAGAGUUAUUAA